This is a messenger RNA of Mytilinidion resinicola, 331 nucleotides long. RefSeq lists its product as uncharacterized. The coding region runs from base 19 to 207 and encodes 62 amino acids. NCBI's taxonomy places the organism in Eukaryota, Fungi, Ascomycota, Dothideomycetes, Mytilinidiales, Mytilinidiaceae. The record is from RefSeq and is a predicted model, not a curated record. The transcript has a single exon.
AACCACCUAACGUAUCCGAUGUCGGCAUCGUCGCCCACAACCCAAACGCCCGAGGCAACAGGCAAAAACCUCAGGCGAGAAAAGGCGAAACGCCCACCCCAUGCUCCGACCACGGGAGAUCAGCGCAUGCCUUCCCACUAUCACGUGCUUAAUGAGCGAUAUACCAGGGCGCUCUUGCAAGGACGUCCCUUACAUCCUACUCUCUGAAUUCCCGACGCCCAAAGUCCCAGCGUCCCAACAGAUUCGCAAUUGUCAGUGCGCUUGGCGCCUGGUUGACAAAGGCCCCCGUCUCAGAUUCAUGACAUGAGAGUCGCAAUUGGGUCGGUGCUGC